AGCUAGCCGCAUGGACUGAAACUUCUCCUGUGGUCCACUGUAGCUCGGCUAUCUCAGGACAUGCAACGACGUAAUGUAGCGAUUAUGCACGUUCAUAUGCCUUUCCCCUCGACUUGUUGAAAAGGACUGAUCUGGUGUGUGUUGUGCGCCUGACUUGUCUUGCGCUUUUGUGCGGGCAUGGUGGUUCUAAAAAUACCCAGCUCAAAACGCCAAAUUUGUCGAUGCCAUACUCUGGUGUGAGUGUGUAUGAUUGGCUGAAAGGAACACCGUUCUAGCCUUUGUUGAUGAAUCCACCACGCGUUUAAGAUCGGCGAUCUGUAACAACACCGUCGUUACAUAAUAGCAACAAAACUCAAAGAUGGCCCAGGACGUUGCCAAUGUUGCCAGGAGAGUGAACGAAGCAGUCGAGGAAGGAAAGACUCAUUUAGACCUGUCCAACUGCAAGCUGAUCAGCUUUCCUGAUGGGGUCUUCAAGGUUCUGAGGACGGUCACUGAGAACAUCCAGACCAUGACGCUGGCCGACAACGAGCUGAAAGCACUGACCAACAAGUUCUUCGCCACGUUUGGGCAGUUAAGAGAGUUGGACCUGCAGGGAAACGUCCUGACCAAACUGCCGGACGCGGUUGGGGGCAUGGAACACUUGACCAGCAUCAACCUGGCCCGCAACAAGCUCCAGAGCUUUCCGGAACGGCUGGUGGACAUCCCCACGCUCGAGAGCAUCAACCUGGAGGGAAACGAGAUCACCGAUUUACCAUUGGAGAAGCUGAGAGCUAUGCCGGCCUUGAAGACCGUGAAUUUGAGAUCCAAUCCACUGGAGGGCCAAGUCUGUGACGCCUCCAGUCUCAGUUUCGAAUUGAUUUUGAAUCCAUGAUUUAAAAUUAUACACUAUAUACUUUUUUUUCAUUUUGGACGCAAUGGUUGGAAGAGUUAGUAGCCUUACUCGAGUGAGUUCUUUGCUUUUUUUAAGUUUUCACUUUGUGAUAUGCAAGGCUAUUGGAUUAUUAUUUUCUAUUUAUCUGGCUGAUUUUAUUUAUUUAUUUUAGCCAAAAGAUGUACGUACACACUCCUUGCAUGUACAAUACAACAACAUUUCCGUCUUUUGAAGAUGAAAACUGCAUGUGAAAAAAAACACAUGACCGUUUCAUUAUGAGUUAUUACAAAGCAACACCUGGAGAAGUUGAGAGCUAUGCCGGCCUUGAAGACUGUGAUUUGAGAUCCAAUCCAUUGGAGGGCCAAUUCCCUGAUGCCUCCAGUCUCAGUUUCGAAUAGAUUUUGUUUCAUUAUGGGUUAUUACAAAGCAACACACAUCUAUGGGGACGGGCAUUCAUUCAGAUCGUGUCAGUCAGAUGAGUUUAGCUGUAAACAACUAGGCAUCGUUUCAAAGCUUCAAUAUGUUUACCCAGGGCCGCAGAAACUAAAGCUUUGGCCAUGCCCGGGAAAAAUUCAUCUGAAAGGGCCCCCCACACUCAACACAUACAACGUAAUGGAGACCCAAUCCUGGUGCCCAUGCCCCGGUUUUUCUUGGGCCUGAGACAACUUACCCCUUUGUCGCGCACCUUUUAUCCCAGAGAGCUUUGCUCAGCUCAACGCUGACAAAGCUCAUCUGUUUUGAAUCACAACACGUGGUGAUGAAUGGUGUGACAAUCACACUUCCAUGUUUCUCAUGUAGAGAUUUUGCUCUCCCGAAGUAGCCUAGGCAGCAGCUACCUCAGCCACUGAAGUGUGUACGCAGUGUAUAGUGUGUGCAUCGACUACCGAUAGUAAUGGGGAAAACACAUUGCUUUUGCAGAAAAACAGCUCGACAUACUGUACAGUCAUUUCACAGAGCAUUUUCUCUCUCUCUCUCUCUCUCUCUCUCUCUCUCUCUCUCUCUCUUUCUCUCUCUCUCUCUCUCUCACACACACACACACACACAUACACACACACAGGGGUUGUGAUGCGUUUGGAAAGAGAAGAGUUUUCCUCAUAUCUCAAGAGGAUACAGUAAACAAGCAUUAGCAUAUACAUUUGUUGUAUUUGCACACCUCUCCACAGCCCUCCAUCCAGGUAUUAUGAAGCCCUUGGGGGGCGUUGAGAAGGUGACAACUGAGAAGGGGAGUAGUCAGUUUUACUUUUUCUAAGUGGUGGGAGUUGGCAGGCUUAUGAUAAGGUCACGAGGACGUUAGGAGGUUUAUGAAGAGUCACAGGGCCGUUCGUUCAGAAAAGGCUGAGAAUCACUGCCGUAGCAUAUCCACCUCCACAGUGCACUCACCUCCUCAAACUCUUUUUCUCCACCCCUCUUUCUGUCUUCCCCCCUGCUCUCCCCUCUUACUCUUUCUCCCAUUUUAAAUCUUGCCAUCACAACAAACCUCUUCACUUUUUUGUAACGUCUUCAGAUCUCCGUUGAUGCAAUGCAUCAGUGUUGUAUUAUGAUUCGAGAAGAGAAAGACACUCUUCACCACAUGGAGACCUCAAAUAAAGCUGAGUACAUAUCAA
Engraulis encrasicolus (European anchovy) is the source of this 2475-nucleotide messenger RNA. RefSeq names its product leucine rich repeat containing 20 (gene lrrc20). The transcript has 5 exons. Bases 359 to 871 code for a protein of 170 amino acids. Gene Ontology annotation, molecular function: protein binding. NCBI's taxonomy places the organism in Eukaryota, Metazoa, Chordata, Actinopteri, Clupeiformes, Engraulidae. The record is from RefSeq and is a predicted model, not a curated record.